AUGGCUCUUUUCCAGGGCAACAGUCGAUCUUUGCCAAAACGUUUGGCAUUGGUCACAAUGUCUGAUAGACCAGCAGCAGAACGAGCUUGUAAAGACCCCAAUCCAAUCAUAGAUGGUAGAAAGGCCAAUGUUAAUUUAGCAUAUUUAGGUGCUAAACCAAGGGGGAAUCUCCAAACAGCUGCCUUCCCAUUUGCUUUGAAAUCUGGAUUGCCUAUUUUACCUAGCCAAUAUGGAAUUCAGGUCUUUAAAGAUGAGGUCCCUAAUGGUAAAACUCAGGGUUUUAAAGAUAAGGUCCUUAUUGGUAAAACUCAGGGUUUUAAAGAUAAGGUCCCUAAUGGUAAAAGUAAGGUCUUUAAAGAUAAGGUCCUUAUUGGUAAAACUCAGGGUUUUAAAGAUAAGGUCCCUAAUGGUAAAAGUAAGGUCUUUAAAGAUGAGGUUCCUAAUAGUAAAACUCAGGGUUUUAAAGAUGGGGUUCCCCAAUCGAUAAACUCUGUGGAGCACUUCUUGUGGUUUCUCCGAGAUAAAGGAAGGCUAUGUGGUUGA
Molecule: messenger RNA, 543 nt
Organism: Lottia gigantea (owl limpet)
Lineage: Eukaryota; Metazoa; Mollusca; Gastropoda; Lottiidae
Exons: 4
Coding region: 1-543 (180 amino acids)
Cellular component (GO): cytosol
Source: RefSeq, a predicted model, not a curated record